AUGGCGACGGAUACCGUUCACAACUCAGCGGCUCCAACCAUACGCAAGGUUCUCAUCCCUAUCAGCUCGAAGUUACGAAUGAUCAAUGUAUUCGACUGGUAUCUCAGUCAUGCUAAACAAGAUGGAGACUAUCUCAUUUUUGUUCACACAAUUAAGCCGAACAAAUUUGCGAAGAAUCUCAGUUUGCCUAUGUUGAUUGGUACGACUAUGAAGAUUUCCGCCAGUUCAGUAGAAGACGGGAAACAUGCUUGCCGAGAACUCAUGUGCCUUGCUAAAAAGAAUGACCUUCAGGCACACUCAUACAUGUACGUGGACUCAGAUUUGAAUGCAGCGUUGCGCAAAGCCAUCAAAGAACUCAAACCAGACGCUGUCCUAAUAAAUCGUCUCAGAUUUGGCGCACUCAAGAACAGCACUGCCAAUGACAUAGUUGGCUUCCGAAAAAACACUUUCUCCUGCACCUGCGAUGUGUGUUCAUCACAAAAAGAACAAAUGACUCUUCUGCAAUGUAGAUGA
This is a messenger RNA of Opisthorchis viverrini, 513 nucleotides long. RefSeq lists its product as hypothetical. NCBI's taxonomy places the organism in Eukaryota, Metazoa, Platyhelminthes, Trematoda, Opisthorchiida, Opisthorchiidae. The transcript has a single exon. Bases 1 to 513 code for a protein of 170 amino acids. The record is from RefSeq and is a predicted model, not a curated record.